This is a messenger RNA of Puccinia triticina, 1428 nucleotides long. RefSeq lists its product as uncharacterized. The transcript has 12 exons. Lineage: Eukaryota; Fungi; Basidiomycota; Pucciniomycetes; Pucciniales; Pucciniaceae. The record is from RefSeq and is a predicted model, not a curated record. The coding region runs from base 1 to 1428 and encodes 475 amino acids.
AUGGCCAGCUGGCCCAUGUGCCAACACUUUGCUCCUGCCACGAAAGCCUCCACCCCAUUCUCAUCCAUCCUGGAGAACCCCAGCUGGGUGCAACACGAGCCAGCGGAUCAGACGUCCCGCCCUCCGGCCACACCGCACAUCAGCCACUCGCCCCGCCCGCCGAUCGUCGGAAGGGCGGCUUGCAACUCUCCUCUUCUAUCGAGUCUCGUCCUCGCUCCGUGCGUCCUCCCGCAGAGACUCAGCCCUCAGCUGUGGGACCAACUCCAUAUCGACGACUUCCUCAAGAACUAUCCAGGCAUCCAGUCGAUCUCUGUCCAGGAAUUCGCGCGGCAAAAUGGCGCGCAAAACUUCCGUUGCGGGAUUGGCGAAAAGUGCAACGUCGGCGAGCUGUGUUAUCCGGUCCAAGGCCUGGCUUGGUAUAGCCUGUUCGCAAUUCAAGAGUUCAACCUAUUCAUGAACUCGGUCUAUAAAGCUGUCGGGACGACGAUGGACCUGGUCCGCUUUACGACGGCCUCGCUUUUGGGUGAUCUGAUCAAGCCGGUGAAGUCGAAGCACCAUCACGAGAUGAUUUUCGACACGAUCUUGUUCGUGACCGCGAUCACGAUGUCGCUGUCGUUCGGACUGCUGGUAAGCAUGAGUGCGUUGACGGCCGACUCGACCUGGUUCACCGUUGGCGAGCUCUCGAAGUAUGUGGGCGCGGCGAGUGGGGGCAUGUUUACGGGUCUGGCGAUCGGGGACCUGGUGCAUCAGUCGAAGGAGCACGAGGCGCAGUCGGCCUUCGACUAUUGGUCCCAAUUCGCGUUCUACUUCGGCCAGUGCCAGUCGCGCAUGCAGCAGGGCAUCGUCGACUCCCUCCGCCAGACGCUCGACCAGGGCAUCGCUAAGCCCGGCCCCCAUCCUCUCGCCAGCCUGCUCGCCCACGGCGCCUUCCUCAGCCCCCGCGCCAAGAAAACGUCCCCCGAGAUCGAGGCGGCGCUCAAAGACGUCACCCAGAUCAGGGCCCUCGUCAUCCUCUUGAGGUCCAUGAACGCCUUUGUCAUCCGUGGUAAUGAGCCUUGCCGUGGACGAGGGCCCAAUGGAGCACGGGAAGAGCGAGACCACCUGUCCUUUUGCGGGCCCGAUAGCGUGAUGAUGAACAUAGUGCUUGCGCGGGGCGAGAAAGUAGAGGAGACGAUCUACAACGCGCAGGCGAUUGGGGUGAAGUACGGGAUCAGCACCGAGUACCUUACGACGAGCGCCUGGAAGUGCCAGAGCCAGCACGGGAUGUACUUCGAUCCGUACGAGCGCACCGCUCUCCCCAUAGAUCCGAACGCCGACUGUCUCGUCAACCUGCCCGUCUGCGACUGCACCCGUCAAGAUAUACAGAGCGAAAUCAAGAAAUCUGGAGUCGUUGGCGCGUGUCGGAAACUCGGCAAUCUCAAGAUCUAG